AUGUGGCUGGCACUGCUCUCCCACGUGGCUGCCCGGUUGCCAUGGGCCCGAACCAAGGAGGUGUUUGAGUUUGUGAAGGGGCGGGUGUGGUUCCGCGCGCACCCCAUGUGGUAUGCCAAGAUGAUCGCGCUUCUCACCAAGACGCGCCUGCGCCAGCUGCAGCGCCGCCAGGCAGACGGAAGCACAGGGCAGGAUGGGGCGGAUGGGGUGGCGGCAGUGGUGGUACCGGUGUGGAGACUGGUGCAGGAGAUGCAGCGAGUAGGCGUGCCUGCCUCUGCCUCUGUCUGCAACUCCCUGCUCAAAGCUUUCUGUGCUGCUGCCCUGCUGCCCACCCCGCCCCGUGCUGCUGCUGCUGCUGCUGCUGCUGCUGCUGCUGCUGCUGCUGCUGUUGCUGCUGCUGCUGCUGCUGCUGCUGCUGCUGCUGCUGCUGCUGCUGCUGCUGCUGCUGCUGCUGCUGCUGCUGCUGCUGCUGCUGCUGCUGCUGCUGCUGCUGCUGCUGCUGCUGCUGCUGCUGCUGCUGCUGCUGCUGCUGCUGCUGCUGCUGCUGCUGCUGUGAUGCCCCUGCUUCCCGUGACGACGAUUCCUGUGGAACUGGGAGUUUGGGGGAGAGAGUCGGAGGCUUCAAGGGCCGUGUUAGCGAGAAGGAUAGCGGCGGGGAGUAUUCUCCGGAAAGGCAGCAGCAGCAGAGGGAGAAAAGGCGGAGGCGUGCGUGGAGGAGAGGGGGGCAGGCCCGGCAGGGGCGGGGAGGAGGAGGUGCGGGUGGUGCUGGGGGAGGGGUGUGGCCCCACUGCAGUGUCGUUCAACAUCCUUCUGGACGCGCUGGGGCAGAGCGGGCGACUGGCAGGCAUGGAGCAGCUGUGGCACCAGAUGGCUUUGCUGGGCAUUGCCCGCACACACGCCACAUACCUGGCCGCCAUGUCAGCAUACGCACGCCACCGCAGUGCAUCGCGCCUUCUCUCCAUCCACCGCCAGAUGUCGGCAGAUGAUUCGCUGCCGCCGCCCAGCCGUGCUACGUUGUCCGUGCUGAUCGAGUGUCUGGGAGCGGUGGGCGCGGUGGGGAGGAUGGAGGGCGCGUUUGACGCCAUGCAGGAGCGCGGAUGGGUGGUCUCAACAGCGACUUGGAACUCUGCCUUAGCGGCGUAUGCUGCACGCAACGACAUGAACGGCAUGUGGAGGAAGUUUGAGGAGGUGAUGGCGGGUGGGGGCCACCCAGACAUGGCCACCUUCAUGCUGCUGCUCUCGCACCUAGCCCAGCGCCGCCAGCUGCACCGCAUAGAACACCUCUGGUCGCUCAUUGCCCCUCCUGCUUCCUCGUGCCGUGUGCGCGCGCUCGCAAGAUAG
This is a messenger RNA of Closterium sp. Yama58-4, 1341 nucleotides long. Lineage: Eukaryota; Viridiplantae; Streptophyta; Zygnematophyceae; Desmidiales; Closteriaceae. The record is from the annotation of a GenBank genome assembly.